AUGCCAAACUGGUCCUUAGUCAAAAUCAAGGAACUUUUUAGAGAGAGAGUCUUCUCCACCAGAACUCCGUCUGCUCUUGAGCUGUUGAAAAUGAAGUUUCUGGAUUGGUAUGUAAAGAUUGCACUCGGGUCGGCUCUGAUUGGAGCUUCCAUGGAGUUUUUCAUGAUCAAAACCGGCUUCUAUGACAAAGUAACUGUUUUGGAGUCAGAGAAACGGGCUUGGGAGAAUUCACCGGAGGCUCAGGCAAUCAGAGAUGCUCUGAAUCCUUGGAAAAAUCGUGAUGCAGAAGCGAGGAAAGAAUCCUAAAUUGGAUGGCAGCAUGUUCAUAAGGAAGAAGAUAACAUUAUUAGCGGGGGAUCAUUCUGAAAAUACUGACAAGAAAUUGCACUGUUUCUUCUGAGUAGAACAAAGUGAGAGACGACCUCGAUCAACCUGAAAAUUAUUUCAUUCCUCCGAUUUCUGUAAUUUCUAUUCUUGUUGUCCUGGUUACUUGAUCAACAAUUUUGAUGAAUAUGUUCAUGUAGCCUUUUCGAUUGGUUCUUGUAAGCAACUACAGCUCCGAAUGAUCGAAACAAAAGUUCUAUUACUCGUAAACCUUUAGCAUGUGUGCCAUGGCUAUGAAGCUAAAACCUUUGCGCCAUGGAAGAAUAGCUUGUACUAUCUGGCCGACAUUUUUAUGGCCUCUGUAAGUAAAUUCAGGGUGUUCAAUCAACCUGACUGUUGCUCUGAUAA
Prunus dulcis (almond) is the source of this 732-nucleotide messenger RNA. RefSeq lists its product as uncharacterized. The transcript has 5 exons. NCBI's taxonomy places the organism in Eukaryota, Viridiplantae, Streptophyta, Magnoliopsida, Rosales, Rosaceae. Bases 1 to 306 code for a protein of 101 amino acids. The record is from RefSeq and is a predicted model, not a curated record.